Closterium sp. Naga37s-1 is the source of this 1008-nucleotide messenger RNA. The record is from the annotation of a GenBank genome assembly. Lineage: Eukaryota; Viridiplantae; Streptophyta; Zygnematophyceae; Desmidiales; Closteriaceae.
AUGCUGCAGCAGAUGCGCCUCCAGGCGUCGCUGUUUCUCCGCCGCUUGCUCCACCCGCGCGCGUUUCUCGGCACCAAAUGUGCAGUCGUCGCGCUCCUGUUCCUGCUUAUAACGGGGAUAUGCGCCGCGCUGGCGGGCGCGGCGGGGGGGUGGGGGGCGCGCGCGGACUGGGUGGUGGCGGAAGAGGCGCGCGGGGGAGGCUUGCCUGGGGAGGUUCUUGUGGCAGUUGGCGGCAGUGGCGGGUGUGAUAUUAAUGAGCGAGUUAGCGUUCCUUUACCGGGGGAUGGAGAUGGAAGAUCAGCAGACGGAGAGUCUGGAUCUAUGGUGUUCCUGUCGAUCGGGGAUUUCGGAAACGCGAACGACUCUCAAAAAGCUGUGGCGGCACAGAUGGGGGCGGUGGCGGAGGCAGCGGGGGUGCGCUUUGUGGUGUCAGUGGGGGACAACGUGUAUGACAACGGGGUCACGGGGGAGGCAGACCCGCUCUUCCACCGCGUGUUUGAAGGCGUGUACACGCACCCUGCGCUGCAAGUGCGAUGGUACAUGUCGCUGGGCGAUCACGACAACAAGGGCAGCGUGGCAGCGCAGGUGGCUCACUCUCACGCCUCCUCCAAGUGGUACCUCCCCGCGCCCUACUACUCCCUCUCCCUGCCGCUGCCCCGCGCUCGCCCUGCUGCCACCGGCACAGGGGAUUCCGGAGGAGGAGGAGGGGGAGAAGCGGGGGCGGAUGGGGUAGAAGCGGGAGAGGCAGGGGGAGCAAGAGUGGGAGGGGGAGGGGGAGAGGGCGGCAGCGGUGAUGGCGGUGAUGGUAGUAGUGGGGGAGACACAGAGGAGCAUAUUGACUUCUUUUUUACCAACUCCAUCGGCCUCGAGGGAGUGCUGGGAGCGUCCAAUGACAAUGACCGGCGCUUCUUCUCCAACUAUUCUCUUGACCUCGUCGGCCCACAGGCAGGCAGGCAGCAGCUGCAGUGGCUGGAAGCACAGCUUCAGAAAAGCACAGCCCGAUGGUGA